Messenger RNA from Penicillium digitatum Pd1, 453 nucleotides. RefSeq lists its product as uncharacterized. NCBI's taxonomy places the organism in Eukaryota, Fungi, Ascomycota, Eurotiomycetes, Eurotiales, Aspergillaceae. The record is from RefSeq and is a predicted model, not a curated record.
AUGCCACUCCCAUUCGAAUGCGAGCCCUUCUACAUGCGGCCCCUCCUAAUGAUCAACUCUAUCACCGGGGGAUUCUUCACACUAUUGAUCUACUUGGUUAUCCCAGUAGCCGUGGCAAUAGCCAUAAUCUUCGCCAUCGGCUUGCUGUUCUUCGCUGUACUUGCUGUGGUGUUUGGCCGGGGUCCCAGUUCUGAUGAAAUCAAAGCAAAGCGGGAGAAAGAGAAGAGGGAGCGAGAUCAAAAAGAGAACCAGGGAAGACCAGAUGCAGAUCUAUUCACCGCUCCUCUUCCGGCAGCUGCGACCAGUUCCAGUGGCACAUAUGACCAGGAAAAGCGUCUUGAGAUCGAGCUUGAACUCCUUGGCGAGAUGAUUGUCGCGAGGAGGGACAGAUUGGCGGGUUUGAGAAUGACGCAUUCGGGGGAGGUUUUGGAGAAGCUUGAACAGGACUCGUAA